Molecule: messenger RNA, 6985 nt
Organism: Varanus komodoensis (Komodo dragon)
Lineage: Eukaryota; Metazoa; Chordata; Lepidosauria; Squamata; Varanidae
Gene: ANO3
Product: anoctamin 3
Exons: 27
Coding region: 318-3416 (1032 amino acids)
Biological process (GO): chloride transmembrane transport
Cellular component (GO): plasma membrane
Molecular function (GO): protein dimerization activity; chloride channel activity
Source: RefSeq, a predicted model, not a curated record
UCCUGUUUAUUUCUUUGGCAGCCAGGCAGAGACAUCACAAUACUUCUGCCACACAAGUGCAGAAGAACUUUUGAAAGGCAUUUUUUGUUCCUUUUAAAACCUGGGAGAAAACUUGGCAGUCCUGGAAAUGCAUUUUAGCUUGCACCCACUCUACUGGAAUUAGUGACUCUGGCUUGGUGUAAACAAUAACAAGUUUCUUGACUUGAUCAAGGUAUAUUUUCUUCCCAAGUUUUCACUCCAGAGACAAACUGGAUUUGACUGGUGUCUCUUCAUCUUUACCAGCAGAUAUCUGAAACUUUUAACUAAAGUUUAUUACAAUGUCAGUUGAGAAAAUUGAGCUGAACAUUCUCUCUUCAGAAGUGGAUGGCAGAUGUGAUCUCCAGCCAGAUGUUAGUGAGACCAAAUUCAGCAAUUUGUAUAUGGAUUGGUGCAAACAUGAACUUCAUUCUUCUGUCUCUUUACCCACUGGCAUGAAUACUAGCAAAAGUGAGACCGUGAAGGAGCCCCCCUUAAAGCCUUCCAGAAGAUCCUUGCCAUGCCUCGCUCAGAGCCAAACCCACCCCCACAGCCUCAGCAAACAUUCCUCCUUCCUCCAGCCAAACCGAGUGCAGCCUCAGCCCCAGCCCCAGCCCGUGAGUGCAGGGACAUCAACCACUACAGUUGAUGUAGUCUCAGAACGAGCCAAAGUAAUGGAAACCUUGGAAAACAAUUUACUCAAGUUGUCAAACACAGAAUACAGUGAUCCAUUCUUAGACAUAGGAAGAGAGAAAGACACAUACACAGAUGAUUCAGAACAUGGGAAUUACGAUUCUCGUACAGAUCAGUCUCUGCUUAUUAAAAAUACGCCUACGAAACAGAAACCAGAGCCUCGGACUAAGUCAUCAUUGAAGAAUGAUAUGAGUGCCCUGGCAUCUUCAGGUCUCUUCUUCAAAGAUGGCAAAAAACGUAUUGAUUACAUUUUGGUGUAUAAAAAGUCCAGUCCACAAAUAGAGAAAAGAAGCACUUUUGAAAAGAACCUUCGAGCAGAAGGAUUGAUGCUAGAAAGGGAGCCAGCUGUUACAAACAAUGAUAUCAUGUUUGUUAAAAUUCACUGUCCUUGGGAUACCUUGUGCAAAUAUGCUGAAAGAAUGAGCAUCAGGAUGCCUUUCAGGAAAAAAUGUUAUUACACUGACUGGAGGAGCAAAACGAUGGGCAGUUUGCAGAGGAAUAUGAGGGAACUGAAAAGCUGGUUGCCCAGAAAUCCAAUGAAACUAGACAAAGAAGCACUUCCUGACCUGGAAGAGACAGACUGUUACACAGCACCCUUCAGUCGAGCACGUAUACAUCACUUCACAAUCAACAACAAAGACAGCUUUUUCAGCAACUCAACAAGAAGUAGGAUUGUUCACCAUAUGCUGCAGAGGACGAAGUAUGAAGAUGGCAAAUCAAAAAUGGGCAUUAACAGGUUGCUCAACAAUGGAACAUAUGAAGCCGCAUUUCCACCUCAUGAGGGAAGUCACAAGAGUAGGCAUCCCAUCAAAACACAUGGAGCUCAGAAUCAUCGGCAUCUGUUAUAUGAACGCUGGGCUCGAUGGGGGAUGUGGUACAAAUACCAGCCUCUGGAUUUGAUUAGGAGAUAUUUUGGAGAGAAAAUUGGCCUUUACUUCGCUUGGUUGGGAUGGUACACUGGGAUGCUCAUCCCUGCUGCACUUGUUGGGCUGUUUGUUUUCCUUUACGGAUUAUUUACCAUGGACUCCAGCCAAGUAAGCAAAGAGAUCUGCGAGGCAAAUGAAACCAUCAUGUGCCCAAUGUGCGAGAAAAAUUGCACACUGCAAAAACUUAAUGAAAGCUGCAUCUACGCAAAGGUUACGCACUUAUUUGAUAAUGGAGGGACUGUCUUCUUUGCCAUUUUUAUGGCCAUAUGGGCUACAGUGUUCUUAGAGUUCUGGAAAAGACGAAGAGCUGUACUAACUUAUGACUGGGAUCUCAUAGACUGGGAGGAUGAAGAGGAAGAGCUUCGACCCCAGUUUGAAGCAAAAUAUUCCCAAGUGGAGAGAGUCAACCCUAUCACAGGAAAGCCUGAACCUUUUCAGCCCUUCCCUGAUAAACUUAGCCGGCUGAUGGUUUCAGUGUCAGGAAUCUUCUUCAUGAUUUCAUUGGUACUUACGGCAGUGUUUGCAGUCGUGGUCUAUCGCCUGGUGGCUAUGGAGCAGUUUGCAUCUUUCCAGUGGUAUUUCAUCAAAAAGUAUUGGCAGUUUGCAACAUCAGGCACCGGAGUCUGCAUCAACUUUAUGAUCAUCAUGUCACUUAAUGUUGUAUACGAAAAAGUUGCCUAUCUCCUAACAGAUUUAGAACAUCCUAGAACAGACUCAGAGUGGGAAAACAGCUUUGCCUUGAAAAUGUUUCUCUUCCAGUUUGUCAACUUAAACAGUUCUAUUUUCUACAUUGCCUUUUUCCUUGGAAGGUUUGCUGGACGUCCUGGAAAGUACAACAAACUUUUUAACAGAUGGAGAUUAGAAGAGUGUCAUCCUAGUGGCUGCUUGAUAGACCUCUGCCUGCAGAUGGGUGUUAUAAUGGUUUUAAAACAAAUGUGGAAUAACUUCAUGGAGCUUGGCUAUCCGUUACUACAGAACUGGUGGUCACGACGGAAGAUCAAGAAAGGGGGGCAGUUACUGGAGCAUAAAAUUUCUCUACCUCAGUGGGAAAAAGAUUGGAAUUUACAGCCCAUGAACCUCCAUGGUCUGAUGGAUGAAUACUUAGAAAUGGUUUUACAGUUUGGCUUCACCACGAUCUUUGUUGCUGCUUUUCCGCUAGCACCUCUGCUGGCAUUGCUUAACAAUAUCAUAGAAAUCAGACUUGAUGCUUAUAAAUUUGUUACCCAAUGGAGGCGGCCCAUGCCUGCAAGAGCAACUGAUAUAGGAAUCUGGUAUGGAAUCCUCGAAGGCAUAGGAGUCCUGGCGGUCAUCACCAAUGCAUUUGUCAUUGCCAUCACCUCAGACUAUAUCCCACGGUUUGUUUACGCAUACAAAUAUGGCCCCUGUGUGGAUCAAGGCUACAGACAAGAAAAGUGUUUAAGGGGAUAUGUAAACAGUAGUUUAUCAAUAUUUGAUCUGAGUGAGCUUGGCAUGGGAUAUUCUGGGUACUGCAGGUAUCGAGAUUACAGAGCACCACCAUGGAGCCUAACUCCUUACGAGUUCACCUUGCAGUUUUGGCAUGUUCUAGCAGCUCGACUGGCAUUCAUCAUAGUGUUUGAGCACCUUGUCUUUGGAAUAAAAUCUUUCAUUGCCUACCUAAUUCCAGACAUGCCCAAAGACUUGUGUGACAGAAUGAGAAGGGAGAAAUAUUUAGUUCAGGAAAUGAUGUAUGAGGCUGAACUAGAGCAUUUGCAGAGAGAACGGAAAAAGAACGGCAAACAGUAUCACCACGAAUGGCCUUAGUUGACCUGAAACAACAGUGACAAUAUCAGAACUGAAACUCCCAGCGCAAACUCAAAGAGGGACAUGGAAAUGAGGCAAGGAAUUGAGCUGUGCGUAUGUGCUACUGUUGUGAAAUAAAAUUAUCAAGCUCUGUUGUAAACUGGAAAAAUCAUGUUACCAACAGACAAGCCAAACACCGAUAUUCCAUUUCUGGUCUGUGCCAAAGACAAUACAAAGGAAUGAAUGCUGGCUCAGCUGAAAUCUCUAGAAGCAAUGACUUUACUGAGCAACAUUAUGAAAAGAUACAAGAAUCUGAGAAAGCAAUCCACUGCAUAAUCAAAAAAGAAAAACCUGUUGUCUGUAAAACUUUCGUAAUAAGGGCAUGACCUUUUUAAAAAAAUGAUGUGCUUAUUCACUACUUCUACAGCUUUCAAUUGCUCAGAUAAAUUUGUCUUGCCUAUGGAAAAAAAGCAAGCAAGAUUAACUGUUGCCUUUGCACCCAUAAAAUGAUGCUCUAACAGUCUUUGAGGCUUCCCGUUUUGUCAGGUUUGUCCUAGUCUCUGGCUGAGAUCGUGGAUGUGACUAUGCUCUGUAAAAGGGAUGUCAGCCUGUUUGAUAUUUACUAUGCAGUUCGAUGUUUGCACAUCAUUUCUCAUCUUCUUUGUCUUUACAAUUCAGUGAGAAAAAAUAAGGUCAAUGUUUCUCUGAGGUCAAUAAAAUAACAAUUCUAUAGAAAGCGAAUGGCUGGAAUCCAGAGAUCUCUUCCACAUGAGGAAGCCAGUCCUGUAUGUGGAACAAGACUUUCUCCCUCUCUCUCAUGCAAGGAUGUUGCACGCAGGAAAUCACAUUGCAUCCAGAGAAUCACAGUCCAGUGCAGAAUACUGUUUCACAGAGCUAGCUGUCCACGUAGCUUAAAGUGUGUGCAUCUGCUCAUAGAACUGCAUGAGUGGUGUAUAUAUAUAUUUAUUUAUAUAUAUUUGUGCUCACAGCACUUCGGAUGCUGGCUUAUGCCUUUGCACUGCCGUAGAGACAGCACUCUUUGGGGGUGGGAGAAGACAACAUGGCUUUUUCUAUUGUGAUUGAUAUUCAAUGUGCAAAUAAAGGCCAUUUCCUCCUACCUCUAAAACGAAAAGUCCUACCCAUGCUCUGAUGUAGCGUGUAUAACCAAGUGGAUAUUGUCUUCUCUUUGAGCUACCUAGAUUUUCUAUAUUUCACAGAAACGUCAACUUGGAAUGUCUCGUUGCGUUGCAAAUAAGAAGCCAGUUUUAUUACUAACCUUAUGCAAGUUCCUGUUUAUGCAGCAUAUGAAAAGUUUAACAUCAUGACUUGCUUGUCCAAGGUAUAAAGAGAGAGGAAACAGGGCUGUAUCUAAAACAACUGGUUUAACCCUUAAAAUCAAAGCAAGGGAAUAGGUGUAUUUGCUGUAUUCCAGUAGUCCCUAAUCAAUAUUCCCUAACUAAGCUUUCUUCGAUAAGUUUGGCUAAUUUUUUUUCCAAAAAUAUAAUUGUACUAUCCAUGACUUGUACUUUGAUUCUCAUAGGUCUGCAACUGAAAGCAGUAUCUCUCAAGUCAUGAUUAUUCUACAGAAGAAGUAUGACAUAUAAUUCUUUAUUACUAAUUUCCUUUUUUUUUUCUCCAAAAUGGGAAGAAAUUAAGCACUAAACUAAAGCAAGUGGGCAGGAUUCACUUGUACAUGGGAGACCAAAAUGAUCCUGGUUUCCCUUUUGUAAAAAUGUCAGGUGCAGAAAUCUUUCUUAUUUAUAUCAACCAAAGUAAAUUUAAAUCAUUUUUCACUUUCCAGAAUCCAUAUCAUUCUAUAACAAAGCACAGCAAUGAUAUCAAAUAUAUUUGCAUGAACCUGAAUGAAUUCUGUGUUUUAAAAAAACUGAGUUACAGAUACAAUAUUACAAUACUUACAGGGACUAUGCAUUGCAUUGCUCCAUUCAAAACCAUAACUGAUCGAUUACGAUGCACAUGCCAUUAUUCGAACUCUGCCGAAUUUUUACUUGCUACAUUUCUCUCAUGUAAUUCAUGUUUUAUAUGAUGACAAUCUAGUUUAUAAUUUCACAGUUCCCUUUUAUAUAUGCAUCUAUGAAUGCCCCCAAUCCACAAGUGGUUGCUUGUGCUGAUAGAAUUUCCAGUGCAGUGCAAGAUGCACGGAUUUUCCCAUACAUUUCAGUCAAGGGAGUUGCAUGGCACAUGGAUAUUCUGGUGCUGAGACCUACUUCUGAAAUGAAUGGAAAAGUCUGUCUGCACUCGAGCUGCACGGGUGCACAGAGUGUACAUGAACCCCUGGAUCAGGGGCAUCAGUGACAAAGCACAUCUUUUAUUGGUGUGCUAUAAAACAUAGCUUUGCUAUUGUUGUUUCGCUAUUGCUGUUUACCUAAAUGCUGAUCGUCUUGGCUGGAUCCAAGCUUUAGAACUGAUGUAACAUUUGUCAAGGAACAAUGUUAGCUAUAACUCUACUUGUGCUUUCCUCUGUUUGUCACAGUUAGAUCUAUACCUAGAAACAUUCUGAUUGAUCACUUACAGUCCUACGUGUGACUACUCAGAAGUCCGUCUCUCUGAGUUCAGGUAUAGGAUUGUAGCCUAAGGGCACAGUCCAGUGAAAGGUUAGACAGAAAUAACAGCCUGCAAUUUGGAGCUGUAGGCCUUUUUCUGUCUAAACUUGCAUAGGAUUGUAUCCUAAGGUUGAAAUUUAUCAGAGAAUAACUCCCACUUAAUGCAAAGAAUGUUUAUUUUUUCAGUAAACAUUCCUAAGAUUGUGCCAUCUGGCUAAAGAAACACAGUGAAAGCAUUAUGAUCCACUAAGGACUACAAUUCUAUCAAUGGUCACCUGAGAGUAAGUCCCACUGAACACAAUGGGACUAAUUUCUGUGUCGACCUCAAUAGGAUUGCAUUUUGAAGUGUAAACCUGCUUUCAAUGUAAACAUGAUUAAAGUUUUAAUCCGGGCUACAAUAUUAAAUCCAUUUGCUCCUAGCUAUUUCCACUGAACAACUGGAAAGUCUAGUGGCUUCAGGUUUGCAGCCUUCUAUUAAGCACAGGAAAAAAUGAAGAAAAAAACUUUGCUUGUUUAAAUCUAAAUAUGUAUUAACAGUGGCUAAAGGUUUGCUGAUUCAUAGCCUUUUGCUUUAGCUGAGAGAAAUGCUCUGCUAGGUUUGGUUUACUGUGGUUGCAUUGAAUGCAAAUUAUCUUACAAAGAUAUAUGGCACACUCUUUUCUCAGGAAAUAUGUAUUACAUGAAUGCUGGUUAAAUAUCCUUUUUUUGUUUUUUGUAUUUCUAAAUACUUUGUCUUUCCAAACAACUUAUCAAUAUUAGCGGUAUGUGCAUGCAAGUUGCAUUUGUGGAUUCUCCAAUGCUGCAGAAAUGUCAGAACUAGCAUCCAUACAGCAACAACUUUAGAUCAUUGUGGAUCUAGUCUAUGAUAACUUUGGUCUAUGCAUGUUCUUACAGACUGCAUGAGCAGCUACAGUCUGGCUUUCAAAAUACUACAGUUAGUUCAGAAUGUUUUAACUAUUACCAACUCAACUCGAUGUCUUGAUGCAAUCAAAAGGAGCCUUGGCUCCAGAAAUAAACAUUUGUUUACUA